Molecule: messenger RNA, 1393 nt
Organism: Asparagus officinalis (garden asparagus)
Lineage: Eukaryota; Viridiplantae; Streptophyta; Magnoliopsida; Asparagales; Asparagaceae
Product: probable glycosyltransferase 2
Exons: 2
Coding region: 112-894 (260 amino acids)
Biological process (GO): xyloglucan biosynthetic process
Cellular component (GO): membrane; trans-Golgi network; endosome
Molecular function (GO): hexosyltransferase activity
Source: RefSeq, a predicted model, not a curated record
GGGUCUCCGCCCAAUCCCUGCGAUAACCCGAUAGGAGAUCACUAUCUUCUCAAAUCGACGAAGAACAAGAUCGAUUACUGUCGGAUACAUGGAAUUGAGAUCGUUUAUAACAUGGCGCAUCUCGAUAAGGAGCUUGCGGGGUACUGGGCGAAGCUCCCGUUGCUCCGGAAGCUGAUGCUUUCGCAUCCGGAAGUUGAGUGGAUCUGGUGGAUGGAUUCGGAUGCCUUGUUUACCGAUAUGGCGUUUGAGAUCCCGCUUUCGAAGUACAAAGGGCGCAAUUUGGUGGUUCACGGGUACCCGGAUUUGAUCUUCGACCAGCAUUCUUGGAUUGGACUGAACACUGGUAGCUUCUUGUUUAGAAAUUGUCAGUGGUCGCUUGAUUUGCUUGAUGCGUGGGCGCCCAUGGGUCCAAAAGGACCGGUUCGAGAGGAGGCGGGGAGGAUAUUGACGGCAAAUCUUAAGGGGCGGCCGGCAUUUGAGGCUGAUGAUCAAUCUGCAUUGAUUUACUUGCUGUUGUCUCAGCAGGAUAAAUGGGGGGAUAAAGUUUACAUUGAGAAUUCAUACUAUCUUCACGGGUAUUGGGCUGGGCUUGUGGAUAGGUAUGAAGAGAUGAUGGAGAAGUAUCAUCCGGGUUUAGGUGAUGAGAGAUGGCCGUUUGUGACUCAUUUUGUGGGUUGCAAGCCUUGUGGGAGUUACGGGGAUUAUCCUGUUGAGAGGUGUUUGAGUAGCAUGGAGAGAGCUUUCAAUUUUGCCGACAAUCAGGUGUUGAGAUUUUACGGGUUUGCUCAUAAAGAGUUGGCGAGUGCAAAGAUUAGGAGGAUUAGGAAUGAGACCGCGAAGCCAUUGGAGGUGAUGGAGAAGCUGGAUCCUCAGGCCAGCAUGACUAGUCGGUGAGAUUGAAGAGAGGGGCGGCGUGAGGAGGCGGUCAGUGCUUCAUUUGGAGGAAAUUAUUGGCUGUUCCCAUUACCAUAUGGAAUAAUCUCAAAGUUUUGAGCAUUGGGCACAUGUGUACUCUGUACGAUCUGGAUUUUGUUGUAAAGAGCAAGUUAGUUUUGGUGAAUGGCUUCUCAGAAAGAGGGGUUUACUGGAGUUCUAUUUGUCGUCUUGUUGCGGAGGAUGAUGAUGGAUGGUAAUAUAUCUUAAGCUCACAUUAUGAUGUUAAAAUUCAGAAUAGGUUCUGAGGACAUAUCCUACCCAGAGAAAAAGAUUUUUGACUGUUUGUAUUUACAGAAUCGUAAAGCAUAUUCUUUUGAUGAUUGCAAUUCAAGCAUUGCCUUGAAUUCAUGAGAAAAGUAUUAGUUUCUACUUUUAUAAACACAGGUCUAUGUUGUGUUUCCUAUGUUAAAUUUGGAAGCUACAUUUGUGGAAUCCCAAACUUACCAUGCAUGUAUUA